Molecule: messenger RNA, 1170 nt
Organism: Pieris macdunnoughi
Lineage: Eukaryota; Metazoa; Arthropoda; Insecta; Lepidoptera; Pieridae
Source: the annotation of a GenBank genome assembly
AUGGGUGACAUGAUACAUUGUUUUCAAAUAAAUGGAAAAUUUUGGUAUAUGUUAGGCAUACAUCCGAAACCUAAAAAUACAUUUCAUUUUAUAUAUUCCACUGCGUUUGUGAUUGUUUUUAUAAUUAUAUACGACUUUUUAUUUUCAAUCAAUUUCUUUUUCAUGCCAAAUCAGCUAGAUUUGUUUAUUGAAGAACUUAUUUUGUAUUUUACAACAGUUGGUGUUGUGUCGAAAGUCUUAACAUUCGUUUUUAUGAGAGAAAAAAUUAUCCAACUACUCAGUAUAUUGAAAAGUGACUUAUUUCAACCAGAGAACGAGGAGGAACACCACAUUUUAUAUAAAGCGAAUAAAUUUAAUGUCACCUAUUGGAGAAUAGUUGCCGUGGUAUCCUUUACAUCUAAUAUAACUCAUGUCACAUCACCGUUGCUAUUACAUUUGAUUUUUGGCGCUCCACUCUCCCCCCCCGUAUGUAGCUACUCAUUUUUACCAGAGAAUACCACCCAUACAUUUAUUUAUCCCAUAUAUUUCUACCAGAGCAUCGGCAUACAUUUUCAUAUGUUGAACAAUGUAAAUGUCGAUACAUUUAUUCUCGGUCUUAUGAUUCUCGUGAUGGCCCAAUUGGAUAUUCUAGCUGUGAAGUUGAAAAAUGUUACGAAUAUGCCAUCUGCGAUCAACCAUGAUCGAUCCCAGUGUACAGACGCUGACAGAAAUUUAAUCCUGAAAUUGAAUAGUUCUUUAGAGCGAUACAACAAAGUUGCAAAGUUUUGUGAACUGAUAGAAGAAGUAUUUAGUGUAUCUUUAUUCGUCCAAUUCAGCAUUGCAUCUGCUGUUAUUUGUGUAUGCUUAUUUCGUUUCACGUUGCCUUCCACUUGGCAAUAUUACAUAUUUCUCGGAACAUAUAUAUUCAUAAUGAUUAUACAAAUCCUAGUUCCAUCCUGGUUUGGAACUCGAAUUAUGGAUAAGAGUUGUUUUCUUUCCCAAGCCAUAUACAGCUCAGAUUGGACACCUCAACCUGGUGCCUAUAAAAGAAACAUGAGAAUUUUCGUGGAGAGGGCGAGUAGGCCACUUUCCAUAACUGGUUUGAAGAUGUUUCCGAUGUCUCUUAGUACAUUUACAUCAAUAAUAAAUACUGCUUACUCCUUCUUUACAUUGCUACGAAAUAUGGAGUAG